Cydia amplana is the source of this 1963-nucleotide messenger RNA. RefSeq lists its product as uncharacterized. The transcript has 4 exons. The coding region runs from base 395 to 1963 and encodes 522 amino acids. Lineage: Eukaryota; Metazoa; Arthropoda; Insecta; Lepidoptera; Tortricidae. The record is from RefSeq and is a predicted model, not a curated record.
UUGAAAUUUUAGCUAAUUUUUAUUCGAACAUUCCAGAACCGGCGUGGGGUCAAAGUCCACUCUCGCCGGCCGCCUGCCUACGUGACCGCGCGCUGUCUCGAGUAACGGGACUUCGGGCGUGGAUUGUGCGCACGUUUGCUUGACUAUCCUUCUGCCUGCUUAAUCACGCUUCGCAUAAAAUUUAAGUAUAUUUCCAAUAGUUUUCACUCUUUUGCACAAUAGUUGACUUCAUUUACCGCGUGUUUAAUCAUUAUUUUUCUUACAGCUGUAGGGCAGUUUGAGAUUUAUUUCGUUUUUAUUCUCACGUACCAUAUAGCAUUUUAACGCAAGCUUCAAUAAUAAUUGCAAUAUAUUUCGUUCGAUUAAUUAAUUUUAUCUUCCUUUAAACUUCACAAUGGACAAUUUAAAAACACUAAAGAAAAGCCGAGCUAGCUUCAAAGCAAAGCUGACUGUUUUCAAAGAUUAUUUAAAUGCUUUGCUACCUAGCAGUGAGCUUAAUAGCAUACAAAUGCAUGAGCUUACUAUGCGACAUGCCAAAAUGUCAGAAAUGUAUAACGAUUUCGAUUCCAUACAAAACGAUAUAGAAAGCUUGACGGAAAUUCCAGAUGAGGAGUACGCAGAGCGGACUUCGUUCGAGGCCCGGUACUUCGGCGCCAUGGCUGCUGCGCAAGACCUGCUCAGCAAGCAUGCCGCGCCCGCCGGACCUGCCUCUGCGGUGCACGACAGCGGAUCGGUGGCGGGAUCAGGUGAUGCUGUAUUCUCAAGUAAGCCAAAUAUUAAACUUCCAACAAUUCAUCUCCCGACUUUCUCUGGUCGAUAUCAGGAUUGGCUAGAGUACCAUGACACUUAUAAAUCACUAAUACACGAUAACACAUCCAUACCUAAAAUCCAUAAGUUCCACUAUCUAAGGAACUCUUUAAAAGACAGUGCGUCGUUAAUCAUUAAAUCACUAGAGUUUUCAACUGAGAAUUAUGAUGUUGCUUGGGACUUGCUGUGCGAGCGUUUUAACAACGAUCGCAUUUUAGUAAAUAAUCAUAUUCAUGCUUUGUUCAGUAUAAAGCCAGUGUCUCAAGAGUCUUCCAAAGCCUUGCGUAACAUGAUAGACUGGGUAAAUAAAAACUUGAGAGCCUUAAAAACAUUAAAAUUACCUACUGAACACUGGGAUGUUUUAAUUAUCCAUAUGAUGUCUAGUAAGCUUGAUGCAGUCUCAAUGCGCGAUUGGGAAACCGAACGUAACAAAAUUGUAGGUAUUCCCACGUUUAGUGAUUUCACAAAUUUCUUGAAGGGUCGUGCGGACCUCCUUGAAACCAUGGAAGAGGCUCAGACGCAAUCAAAAGUUCCUCGUAGGUUCAGUGACGUCACGCACAACCGCCCAAGAACAUUUGUCGUAAAUGACUCAUUUAAACAAAAACAACAUAAAUGCCCUGUAUGCGCUAACUACCACACUAUAUACCAGUGCCCUAAAUUCAAAGCUAUGCCGAUAGAAUCUCGCAUCGAAAAGAUAAACCAGUUGAAACCACUGGCUAGCAAAUCAUCUAAAAGUGACUGUGUCUUACCAUGCGUGCAGGACCAAUCUAAACCUGUACAAGACAACAUCACACUAUCUUCCAUACAUUGCAGCCAAGCUCUUCUUUCCACUGCUAUAAUCAGUGUCCAAGACCAGUCUGGUCAAACACACAAGGCAAAACUCAUACUCCAGGCUCUUUGGUCUCAAAACAUUCCGUGGGACUCUCAGCUACCGGCCGAGGUUGAGUCACAAUGGGACCAGUUUGUCAAAUACUUGCCAGAUAUUUCUAAAAUAGAAAUUCCUCGCAGAGCAUUAUGCGACGAUUUCAUAACUGUUCAAUUACAUGCAUUUAGUGAUGCAUCAAUGAAAGCUUACGCUGCCUGCCAGCUGCAGAUAUACAGGAAAAUGAUUUCACUGAACGGUUCUCAAACUUUAGCAAAAUGCAGCGCGUUGUAG